Molecule: messenger RNA, 474 nt
Organism: Bactrocera tryoni
Lineage: Eukaryota; Metazoa; Arthropoda; Insecta; Diptera; Tephritidae
Product: C-type lectin domain family 3 member A-like
Exons: 3
Source: RefSeq, a predicted model, not a curated record
ACAGUGAAAAGCAAACAUUAAAAAAUGAAACAAUCUAGCGGUAAAUUAGUGCUGUCAUUUGUGGCGCUGCUGGCUGUUAGUCAAGCCACACCACUGAGCGAGGAUAAUGAGUUCUCCUUCGGCUGGCCGGGCAGUUUAAGCGACAACACCGAUUACUAUGUGAGCAGCCAUGAGGUUUCCUGGUUUGAAGCCAACUAUUACUGCUACUCAAAAGGCUGGGAAUUGGUGGCGCCUGAAAAUUUCAACUUAUUAACACUCUUCAAGGGCUUUCGUGAAUUGUAUGAUGUGAAAAACACCGCUUACUGGUCCGCGGGCAACCGACUUUCUGGCAGCAACUGGAUGUGGGGAAUAGAUGGCGAAAAGUUCACCACUUCCUAUUGGGAUACUAACGAACCCAAUGGCGAUGACAGCGACAAGUGCUUGUUGAUUGGAAAAACUGUGCAAUCUUUGUGGUCCGAUGAGGAUUGUGCCGCA